AUGAAGCCAAAAGAAAAGCUCAGAUCCAAAAAGGGUCAUAGCAAAAAGCAGAGAAAGGACAACUUUAAGUCAUCUGUUGUUAAGCCAAAGGCGGUGAUAAAAAGACCCACUGGAAAGCUAGUCAGUGCCUCAAGUUUAAAGUGGAAGCCAGUUGAAAUUCCAGAGACUUUAGAUGAUUUUCAAGGUCUUUUUGGGGUCGAGGAGAUUGAUGGCGUUGGAGUUGUUAUCAAAAACGGUGAGAUUAAGUUUGAGGUGAAAGAGGAUCACGAGAAUGAGACAGUCAAAGAUACAGAUCAAAUGAGUGACGACGAUGAGGUAUUUCAAGAUGCUGAAUCUUUAGAUGGAAGGGAAGAUGACCAGAAUGAGCCCGAAAAUUUUGAGUUGGACAGUGUUUCAACUGAAAAAGUACCAGAGUCAACACCAGGUGUGAAAUCUAACAAAAAAGUCAAGCGAAAGGACGUGAAGGAAGUCAAGAAGGAUGAAGACCAGGAAGAUUUGGAAGAUGCUGGAAGCGAGCAAGUACCUAUGGAAGAGGAUGGCCACUUCAAAUUUUCUCAGAUGAAAAUGCCAGAAGAUGUUGACCUUCCGCUUUGGCCAGAAGGACUCUCUCCUUUUGUUCGCCAGUCAUUAAGUAUCCUAGGAUUCAACGAACCAACUCCCAUUCAAAACGAAGCUAUUCCCCUUGCUAUAUCUGGAAAAGACAUCAUUGGUAAGGCUAUCACUGGUUCCGGUAAAACCCUUGCUUACGGAAUUCCACUAAUUGAAAAAUAUUUGACCCGGGAAUCAAGAUCCAAGCAGGCUCCCCCUGCGGGAAUAGUAUUUGCACCUACCAGAGAGCUGGCACAUCAAGUGGUUAAACAUCUCAAAGAAAUUGCUAAAGACUCUCCAUUGACCGAACACGGUGUCAUAUCAGUAACUGGUGGUCUAAGUAUUCAAAGACAGCAAAGACUCUUAGAUUAUGGACCAGGGAUUAUUGUGGCUACACCGGGACGAUUUCUAGAACUUUUAGAGUCCAGCAACGAACUUGCCACUAGAUUGGCUUCUGUUGAAGUUCUAGUACUUGACGAAGCCGAUAGACUUCUUCAAGACGGGCAUUUUGACGAAUUGGAGAAAAUUCUGUCAUCUUUGAAGAAGAUGAGACCUCAUAACAUCCAAAGAUGGCAAACAUUGGUCUUCUCUGCUACGUUCUCCAAAGAGCUCUUUGGUAAACUGGGCUCAAAAUAUAGAUGGAAUGAGGAUCAAGGAUUAGCAGAGGAUGAACAAAUUAUUGAGCUACUGGGCAAACGACUGAGAUUUAGACAAAAACCUACAUUGGUAGAUACAAAUCCCACUGAAGUUGUCACCAAUCAAGUUAGAGAAGCUUUGAUUGAAUGUGGUGCUACUGAGAGAGAUCUCCAUCUUUAUUAUUUUAUGAUGAUGUAUCCCGGGACCACUUUGGUGUUUGCUAACAGUAUUGAUGCUGUAAGAAGACUAGUACCUUUUUUGCAAAACUUAGGAAUCCCUGCAUUUGGACUACAUUCGUCAAUGAUUCAGAAACAAAGAUUGAGAGCUAUAGAACGAUUCACACAGGCCAGUAAGAGUAACAAGCAUGCAGUUCUUAUUGCUACAGACGUGGCAGCAAGAGGAUUGGACAUUUCAGGAAUACAGCACGUUGUUCAUUACCAUCUUCCUCGUACUGCUGAUACCUACGUUCAUAGAACUGGAAGAACUGGGAGAGCUGGAAAAGAGGGUGUUGCUGUGAUCUUAUGUUCUCCAAAGGAGGCAAGUGGGCCACUGAGAAGACUUAAGAGAGCUUUGGCUAAGACCGCUCAUAAAAAACACACAGAAGAAAUUCAAUUGCUUCCUAUUGACCAAGCUAUUAUGUCACAGCUGAAUCCAAGAGUUCAAUUGGCAGCACAAUUGGCCGACGCUACGGUAACCAGUGAUGGAGCCAGGAAAGAAAAAGAUUGGGUAAGAUUGGCUGCAGAAGAACUGGGAGUUGAUGAUCUUGAUAAUCUACAGGAGGAUGACUAUCUUAAGAGAGACAGGAAAAGAAGGGAAGGAAAGACUUUGAGUCAAAAGGAAAUGAACGAAAAAAGAUACAAGCUGGAACAGCUUUUGCAAACGACUAUUAGAAAGGAUUCUAGAAGAAGCUAUUUAACUGGAGGCAGUUACAACCUAGCAGAUGUUCUUUUAAAAGGCAAAGGUCAUCAGGAAAUUGUGGGACAGGAAAAAGUUGAUGUCUUAACUUUUUUGAAAAAGAAGGCUGAGAAUAAGAAAAAAUCUAGCAAGGCAUAA
This is a messenger RNA of Komagataella phaffii GS115, 2277 nucleotides long. RefSeq names its product Essential nucleolar protein, putative DEAD-box RNA helicase. The coding region runs from base 1 to 2277 and encodes 758 amino acids. Gene Ontology annotation, molecular function: nucleic acid binding; ATP binding. The record is from RefSeq and is a predicted model, not a curated record. Lineage: Eukaryota; Fungi; Ascomycota; Pichiomycetes; Pichiales; Pichiaceae. The transcript has a single exon.